UAUUAAAUAGUAGAGCCUAAAGUGUGCCCAAGUCUCUACGUCCAAGCUUUGCAGAGCACACAAAUCUCCACUCCUUUCACACCUCACCUCGCCUCCCCUUUUCAAGAUUCUGCUGGAAAACCCAACCACUUCCCUCAUUUUCCAUGCUUUUGUCCCACAUGUCCAUCACUCAAGGUCUCCUCCCCCUGUAGAAGAAGACACCCACCAAAAGAUCACUCACCAGUCUUGAUGACAGCCAUGAAAGAUCCACAACAAAUGGGCUCCAAUUUCCAAAAAGCCGACGACAGCAGCGUCUCUCCCAGUGUCGACUCGAUGAGACCUGUCUUACUCCAGGGUGGCCUGCUGGAGGAAGACAAUGGCGACGAGUUGGGGCUGAAGAAGAGGAGGCUGACCGCCGAACAGGUGAAUGAGCUCGAGAAGUGCUUCGAGGCCGAGACGAAGCUCGAUCCCGAGCGGAAGACGAAGCUCGCCGAGCAGCUGGGCCUCCAGCCCCGCCAGAUCGCCAUAUGGUUCCAGAACAGACGGGCAAGGUGGAAGACGAAGCAGCUGGAGAGGGAGUUCUCUGUUCUUCGAGCCAAUUACGAUGAUCUCAAGUUCAAUUUCGAGUCGCUUCGCCAAGAGAAGGAGAAGCUGGCCAUGGAGGUGAGUCAACUUCGAAGGAAGUUGCAGGAGAAGGAAGAUCGGGGCAGAAGCAAGGACACAUCGGACAGCGACGCGAGCGCGAUAGAGACCAACAACUCCCAUCCACCAGCCAUCGCCGGAAUGAGCCCCCGGCAAUUGGGGCCCUCUCUGAAGCUUUACACCGGAUCUGAACUGGAGCUGCACCUCCCGCCGGAGACCAAGCUCCUGGAUCAUCACAUGACGCGGUUGUAUGGCGAGGAGCCGUUCGGCAAUGCGGCGGAGGGGACAUUAAAUUUCUUCGGCAACGAGCAGGCCACGUUUCCAUGGGCUUGGCCUGAUCACUGGACCCAGUAAUUGACUGUAAGUUUUCGGCAUCGGAAGCUGUUUUCUGAACACGACGGGUUUCUAACACAGCCCCAGUUUCUGAUGUACUGUUCUCCUUUUGUUUCCUUAGGACAACAUCUCUAAAAAAAAAUUCCAUAUCUUUUCCCA
Messenger RNA from Nymphaea colorata (pocket water lily), 1113 nucleotides. RefSeq names its product homeobox-leucine zipper protein ATHB-6-like. NCBI's taxonomy places the organism in Eukaryota, Viridiplantae, Streptophyta, Magnoliopsida, Nymphaeales, Nymphaeaceae. The record is from RefSeq and is a predicted model, not a curated record. Gene Ontology annotation, molecular function: DNA-binding transcription factor activity, RNA polymerase II-specific; sequence-specific DNA binding. Bases 229 to 975 code for a protein of 248 amino acids. Gene Ontology annotation, cellular component: nucleus. Gene Ontology annotation, biological process: positive regulation of DNA-templated transcription. The transcript has 2 exons.